AUGCUGCGCCAGGCGCAGGCGCUCGCCGUCUGCGCGGCCGUCGCGCUCGCGAGUCUCGUCGGCUGCGCGCAGCGCCACGUCCUUCUGCGCGACGCGUCCAGCUCCUGGAGUGCUGCCGCUGGCGCUGAUGUCCGCCGAGCAAAGCUCGACCUGCUCGCGGAGCAGCUGCGUGUCCGCGGGGCACGGAGCGAGCUCCAGGCGACCCUCGCGGCCCGACUCGUGCAGGUACGACGCGCAAGGCUGCGACUGCUGCUCGGCAAGCUCGAAGUGAGCCAGCGACGUGCGCUCGCCAGCCACGCGCCUCCGCGUGAUGCGUCUGGCGCGGCGGGUCCGCUCGCAGUGCACUCGAGCUGGCACGCCGUUGCGCCGGACGGCUCGUGCCCCGCGGCAGUGCCGCACUGGGAGUGGCGCGACCUCCUCGCGGCGGCGCUCGCCACGCAGCCGCGCGAGCGAGCAGCGGCGCUCGCGGCGUUGCACGCUAGCUCGCGGCUCCCUCAUAGCGAGCUGCAGCAGCUGGCCGGGAGGUACGCCGAGGUGCUCGCCAACCGCGAGUUCGAUGGGCUGCUCGACGUGUCACAUCCGCCGUGCGGCGGUCGCCGCUUCGCGCGCCUCGAGGGCGACCGCAUCCUCUCCCUCGAUUGCGCUCCGCACCUGCCGGCGAGGUACGCGCUCGAUGGCGAGAGCCAGCUGCGCGAGUACAGCGGCCCGGCGCGCGUCGAGGGCGCCGAGGUGGUGCUCGCAUAUUGCGGAGAGGAGUUUAACCUGCUCGCCCACCCACGUCUUCGGCCCGAGCUCCUCUCACGCGUCAUCAACUUUGGGGCGGGUGGGAGCGGGCCGCCGCCGUCGCCGCCUCCGGCAGCGUGGGAUCGGCCGUGGGACAAGUGGCAGGGCCUGCGGGAGGACCGUUGGGGGUGGCGGCGGCUGGAGGAGUCGGGUCCGACGUGGCCGCGGCCCGAGGCCACGACAGCACGCCACUACAACAUCGUCGGGUACAACUCGGUGCCCAACCAGCUGCCCCUCUACUGCAAUGUGCUGCCCGAGCACCUGUCGCAGACCCUGCCCGGCCGGUGCGUGUGGGAGGUGUGGCGCCGCGCCGGUGCCGUCAGCGCCAUGGUGGAUGAGGUGCACGACAACUGCCAGUCGCCGACGUCGUCGGCUGUCAUGCUGAGCGAGGCCAACUUGCCCGAUCACCAGCUGUGGCGGCUCUUCUGCUCGCCGCUCGUCAAGCCCUGCUGCUGGGCGCAGGACGGCUUCCUCAACCCGGGUCGGCGGCAGUGCGUCGGCGGCGGGAGACAGCUGCACGAGGUACUCAUGGGGUACCUCGAGCAAUGGCUCGCGCUCUAUGCCGCCGCACCUCGCCGCUGGGCCUCGAUCAACACGAUGGUGGCGCACGAGCACUUCAUGCUGCGGCUGCCCGCCCUCGAUGACGCGCUCUCCACCUUCCUCGAGCGGCACGCGGCCGGCCUCCUCCGCGACACUGUGGUGAUGCUCCUGUCGGACCACGGCACGCACGGCAUCUGGUACAACGACUACGAGAUCGGCGCCGCCGAGCACAAGCUGCCUGUCCUCUACGUCCUCGCGCCCGACUGGCUGAUGCGCGAGCGGCCCGCCUGGCAGGCCGCUCUCCGCGCGAAUACGCGGCGAAUGGUGACCGUGCGUGAGCUCUACCAUGCAAUGGUCCAGCUCGCAGCGUAUCCGAACACCGCCUCGCUAGAGGCCGGAGCGCUAUCCAUCCUCGACCCGCUCCCCGAGCACCGCACUUGCGCGGAGGCAGGUGUGCCGGAGGAGUUUUGCGCCUGCCGUCGGGUGGCUGCGCAAGCAAUCGCGUAA
Molecule: messenger RNA, 1830 nt
Organism: Emiliania huxleyi CCMP1516
Lineage: Eukaryota; Haptophyta; Isochrysidales; Noelaerhabdaceae
Exons: 3
Coding region: 1-1830 (609 amino acids)
Source: RefSeq, a predicted model, not a curated record